AUGGCUGAGGCUGCUGAUGCCCCGCAGCACAUCCAGCUGAAGGUGAAGGACCAGCAAGGCAGCGAGGUCCAGUUCAAAAUCAAGAAGACAACUCCUCUGAGGAAGCUCAUGGAUGCCUAUUGCAGCCGCCUGGGCCUACAAGCAUCCCAGGUUCGGUUCAUGGUGGACGGAGAGCGAAUCGCUGCCGAUGACACGGCCGAGAAGCUGGGACUCGAGGACGAGGAUUUGAUUGAUGUGGCCAUGGAGCAGACAGGCAAGCAAGAGACCUGCAUAGGCGGUUGUUUUGUUGACGCUCCGCGCCGUCUGCUACAGGCAAUCCUGCGCUGGUGCAGUUUUAGAUGA
Symbiodinium sp. CCMP2456 is the source of this 342-nucleotide messenger RNA. The record is from the annotation of a GenBank genome assembly. Lineage: Eukaryota; Dinophyceae; Suessiales; Symbiodiniaceae.